Messenger RNA from Exophiala oligosperma, 993 nucleotides. RefSeq lists its product as uncharacterized. Bases 58 to 822 code for a protein of 254 amino acids. The record is from RefSeq and is a predicted model, not a curated record. NCBI's taxonomy places the organism in Eukaryota, Fungi, Ascomycota, Eurotiomycetes, Chaetothyriales, Herpotrichiellaceae. The transcript has a single exon. Gene Ontology annotation, cellular component: endomembrane system; membrane.
CGAUGACCAAAUUCUUGGAAGUGCAUCCUCUGCUACUAGAAUUGAAGACUCACGGAAAUGGCAGACUCUUCCUUGCGUAGACGCCCACCAAAGACCCAAAGCUCAACAGUGCGAACGAAAUCUCCCGCGCAAGAUGAGAUCGAAGACCAAACGUCUCGAGUAAUCUCCGUUCUCGAUGUCCUUCGGGUUAUAAUAACUCUUAUUGGCGUCUCCUGUGCAUUGUCAUACUACCUAACUUCUGGCUCUUCCUUCACUUGGAACUACCAUCCCUGGUUCGCGAACCCUGCACAACUCGCGCGAUGGUGGAAAGGGCCACUGUAUCUAAGUCCUGACGAGCUGGCGCUAUACAACGGCACAGACCCCAGAAAGCCGAUAUAUCUCGCCAUCAAUCGCACGAUCUUCGAUGUUACCGAGGGAAGACGGACAUAUGGCCCUGGUGGAAGCUAUGAAGUAUUUGCUGGGAGAGACGCCACCAGGGCGUUUGUCACCGGAUGUUUCCUCGAAGAUCGAACGGGUGAUCUGAGAGGGGCAGAAGAAAUCUACAUCCCCAAAGAAGAUACCGAUGAGGACAUCUCGAGCGGAGCGAGGAAAACAAGGGCUGAGAAAGAGAGGAGGAACGCAAAGAAACGUGUCCUGGAGGAAGUGGCUAAGUGGGAGGCUUUCUACAGGAAUCACAAGAAAUAUUUUGAAGUGGGAAAGCUGGUAGGCGUGCCAGAGUACACAGGUGAUGCCCCAAAGUUGUGCGAGCCGGCUGAAAAAGGACGACCCAAGAGGAAGAAGGGAAAGCAAAUAGAUAAGGCGCAAGGAAAGCCGGUACAGUAAUUGAGCUCAGGACAAGACCAAAUGGCGUUGAUCGUUAGAGUCGAAACAAAUCAUGAUAGACAACAUGGAUAUCAAUUCCUCCUGGAACGAAGGUUACUGCAGACAAUGAUCGAGAAUGGGAUCGCGUAUCCUUCGGGAUAAUCGUGACCAUGGGUCUGAAAAUUGCUCCCC